Colossoma macropomum (tambaqui) is the source of this 1727-nucleotide messenger RNA. RefSeq names its product follistatin b (gene fstb). The record is from RefSeq and is a predicted model, not a curated record. Gene Ontology annotation, molecular function: protein binding; activin binding. The transcript has 6 exons. Gene Ontology annotation, biological process: negative regulation of activin receptor signaling pathway; multicellular organism development; cell differentiation. The coding region runs from base 144 to 1208 and encodes 354 amino acids. Lineage: Eukaryota; Metazoa; Chordata; Actinopteri; Characiformes; Serrasalmidae.
AAAAGGCGCUCCACUCCAGAGCCUCAUAGCGAUUUAAAACGCAAGACUGGCUCUCUAUGACAGGCACUGGGUGUCAAGCACGCUAAGCAUCCCGUCCUACACGCCUCAUCCACCCGUCCUACAUCCGGCCCUCCUCUCCAAGGAUGCUCCAGCUGCUGCAGCUUCGCCAGGGCGUGCUCGCGCUGCUCAUGUGGCUCGCGCACUUCAUGGAGGAGCACCGAGUUCAGGCUGGCAACUGCUGGCUUGAGCAGGGGAAGAACGGGAGAUGUCAGGUCCUCUACAUGUCCGGGAUGAGCCGAGAGGAUUGCUGCAGAGGUGAACGGCUGGGCACGGCGUGGACAGAGGAGGACGUGCCCAGCAACACCUUAUUUCGGUGGCUGCUCCUGAAUGGUGGUGCUCCCAACUGUAUACCAUGCAAAGAGACGUGCGAUAAUGUGGACUGUGGUCCUGGAAAGCGGUGUAAGAUGAACAAGAGAAACAGGCCGCGCUGCAUUUGCGCUCCAGACUGCUCCAGCGUCACCUUCAAAGGACCUGUGUGCGGCUCAGACGGGAAGACCUACCGCAACGAGUGUGCGCUCCUCAGAGCCAAGUGCAGGAGAUACCCCAACCUGGUGGCCCAGUAUCAGGGCAAGUGCAAGAAAACAUGCCAGGAUGUCCGCUGUCCCGGCACCGCCACAUGUGUGGUGGACCAGGUCAACAACGCCUACUGUGUGACCUGCAACCGCAUGUGCCCCGAAGCGACUUCUCCCGAGCAGUACCUGUGUGGGAAUGAUGGGAUUGUUUAUGCCAGCGCGUGCCACCUCAGAAGAGCAACGUGCAUUCUGGGAAGAUCUAUCGGGGUGGCCUAUGAGGGCAAGUGCAUAGAUGCCCAGUCAUGUGAUGACAUCCGCUGUCCCGAGGGGAAGCGGUGCCUGUGGGAUGCAAGGACAGGACGAGGCCGCUGCUCAGCCUGCGAGGACGACUGUCCGGAGAGCCACCCCGGAGACAGCGUGUGCGCCAGCGACAACACCACCUACCCCAGCGAGUGCGCCAUGCGGCGGGCCGCCUGCUCGCUCCGCCGUGUCCUGGAGGUCAAACACGCCGGCUUGUGCAACUCCAUCUCGGAGCUGACGGAGGAGGACGAAGAUGAUGAAGAGGAGGAGGAGGAGGAGGACGAAAAUCAGGACUGCACGGAUUAUGUUCACGUUUCUCCGAUACUGACGGGGUGAAGCGCCGUCAGCACCGGCACUCGACGUCAGUGCAGAGUCAGUAUUCAUACUGUACAUAGAGAUAUGCUUAUUUAUUUUCCAGGGAAAGAAAGAAAAGAGGAAGAUUUCAUAUAGCUCUGUCUUCUGGAUGUUUAUUUAUAUAUUUUUGUGUCCAUUUAUUUAUACAUUUAUAGUGUCUGACUGACUAUCUUUUGUCUUCUGUAUAUUAUCCUCAACACUAUUUAUUAUAAGGUGCAAUGUGUUACGUAAAAGCGUGUUGAUUUCGUGACCUAAACAGUAUAUACGUCUCAUUUUCUACAGUGCCCAAACACGAAUAUCUGCCUGAACGUUUUGUAUAUGUGUGCGUGUGUGUGCGCUAGUUGGAAACCUAAAGCUCACUAAUAAAUGGACUUCUAAGCGGAUCUGGUUUUGUUUACAAUCAAAGCAGACUUAAACAGCUCUGCCGUUAAAGUCUUUAUAAGCAAUUUAUUUCUGUCUUCUACAAACGACAUGCUAUUUGAUGUGAAAAGAAUAAUGUGA